CAGUUAUACGUCAAUGUUUUGGCUACGGAUGUUUAAACCCAAUUUAUAUUUGUUUCACCAGACAAAACUAUGGAGUAGGAGUACUGUACCAUUCAUGCAACAACCAAAAACGAAACUUCAUAAAUAUAAUAUAUUGAUUCCAGAUCGCUUUUGACAGUCAAGAAUGAUACAAAUUAAAAUUGAAUCAAAGCGAAACUUCUUAUUUUCAUAACGUAAAAACAAAAAAAGGAAUAUCGAUAUAAGUUUACGCAUAAUUAUACGAAUUUCCUAAACAUACUUAAAAAGUUUCAUCAGUUUCAUAUGGUAAUAUUGUUUUCACCCGUUAAUGGAUUUUUUACAAUCAAAUGUCCCGUGUCUCCAUAAGAACUUAAGUUGAAUUGAUGAAAGUUCAUUGAUACAUGACUUGUAAACUAAAAAGACAAUCGACUUAAAGUUUUGUAUGUAUGUAUACUCAGCGUCACUAAUGCCUGAACCUACCGACUGAGCUUGCCCCCAUUUAAAUAAAUGACUAGUAGAGAACAAAGACAAAAGUAAUGACCCUGGGUUACUUACAUACGUACAGGUCUUCGGUGGUUACUAGUAAUUCAUAUACGAGCUCUUGCAACUGUUUUUCUGCUCUCGGAUUUUGACGCUUCUUACCUAGGCGUGCGUAUCGGCAAAAGCUAGUUCAGGCGUCACUUGGUAGAUGGCGCCCAACGACGGGCAGUGUAGUGUAGACAGUAGACAUUAGACAGUUUUGAAACAUGGAGAAAGAUGAAGGAGGAUUGUGGGCGAUAAGUUCAAAGCGGCCAGACUAUCCAACUGCGGCUUACCAAGCAUUAUAAUAAGGUUUUGUCGUUCUAUGGCAGAGAACCAUCAGCAAUACGCGGGCACGGGUGACAGCUGAUCUAUGAAAAAUCUUGUGCGCGUGCUCAUCCUGGAUACGCCACUGGACGUAUUCACCAAAGGCUACAUGUGCGGAGGGCGCGUAGGCGAAAUUAAUGGAUUCGAAAAAGUGGUCGGGACGAUCCGUGGCUCGUGCUCGAACCAGGUGCGUCUUCGAGGAGUCACGACGAGGAGAAGAGUCGUCGAGAGAGAAAACCGUUUUCAAGAAUGAAUCCGCAGGACUUUACUCAAGAGAAUUUUCAAAGGAUCAAGGAGUCCUCGUGUCCUGGUACAUCAACGACGAAUCCAGUCUGCUCGAAGGAGUCGAGAGGAGGGAACCUCUUGGAAAGCUGCAGCGAUCGAUUGGAGGCGCAGAGCUAUCUCAACGAGAAAAAGAUCUUCGACCUCUUCAAGUUCCUCAUCGGACACCUACUCGUGGAUGAGCCGUCCGAUCCUGUAGAGUACCUCGUGGACCUCCUCGACAGGUGUAUUCUCUUCAGGUCAGGCCUUGCAGAGCCACCGUUACUCUUUACGAAUCGCCACGUGGAGAGCAUCUUCCAGAGUAUGGAUCCAAGCGGCCUGGGGACCAUCAGCCUCGAGCAGUACAAAGCCGGGAUGACCACCUUAGGUAUCAGCCAGUACGAGUCCGAACCCAUGGGGCAUCAGGAAGGUCGAGUCAACAAAGAGAUCUUCGUCGGGGAGGCGCGAAAAUGUCUGGUGAGGAUGCUUGUAGAGUUGAUCGGCAAAACAGCCUGACCAUUCCAAUCUCGUUCAAAAUCAACGUUAUUUCCAUCGGUCGUGUUUGAUUACGUGUUUUGGGCACUAGCACCUUUCUCGAAUCACUAAAUAUUCUAUUCGAAUCCCUUUGGGAAAUGUUGGAAAUUUUUCGUAUUUCAAGAACAUAGUAUGCAUAUGUAUAGUGUUUGUAAAAAAUAUAAUAAAAAAACGUGGAAAGUGGCAUUGAAUUGAAAGGAUACAUUCGGCGAACGCGUCCAGCCGAUUUGGGCCAUCGGUACACUGAAGCACAUACGUUUCAUUUUGUUUUGCGCAAGUGCCCAUAAGUCUAUCUCUGUCGCACUAGCACUUGUAUAGCCGCCGUAGAAAACUUGUAAUUCUUUCUGACAACAGAUUACGGAGCUAAUCUCUAAUGAAACGUAGUGUUUUUUAAGUUGCAGAGGAAAGGUCAAUAGGACGAAAGUUUCUUGCACAAGUUCCAGAAAAGUUUUUUAGGUAUCAUAUCGACACGUUUACCAAGUGUCAUUUUGCUAUUGCUAAGAGGGUGUAACGUUCUCAAGAUGCAAGUUCGACCGAAGCUAACAGGUCGAUAACGAUACAGGCGGCUCGCUGUUCUCCAUAUGGCUUAGUACGAGACACAAUCUAUAUCAUGGGAAGAAAGUAAAAAACCAUGAUAGACGCAUUCCGGCAUGUGGUUCGUGUAUGCGUACAGGACGCAUGAUCCAAGAGGAGAGACAUUACGUCCUUUUCGACGGCACACUUCCCUUUGGGAUCGAUUUCAGAAUUCACAAUGCGUCUUCUCGGUUCGAAGAAAGUCUUUGCCUCCUAAACCCAUCAUGCAGCUAUGUCUAAAGCAUUCUUUAUCGUUCAUCAAGUACUCGCAGCAUUCGCUGUACUUGCCGUUAACGAGGCUCGGACCGGAGCGUGCACGGCAAGCAACAGGUAAUUCUUGGCAGUCUGGGCAAAGAUAUUUCCUGCGCGCCGCGAGUCCCAAAGCAACCGAAAGUGUGCGUGUUGCCCAUGACCACCGAGCCAAGUCACCACGAGGCAACUCGUUGCUUCGCCCUGACAUUGAGCAUCUCCUCCCCUCGUCGGUGUGGGAGGAAUGCAUCCUGCCUCUAGCGACGUCGUCGAGUCCCUCUCGAGCAUCCUGAGAACAAACGAUGGAUCUGAGAGACGACGAGCUCGACCGUCUUGGGACUUGAUCUGAUUUUUGCCGAUAGAGAAGAUUUCUCUUGGAUUUUUCUAAAAUACCCUCGAAUCUAACAAGUAGUUGUGUGAUUCGGCAGCGUGUCCGCAUCCACCGGUCGUUCUCUAGCUAUCCCGGGAAGACGAGAAGUAUACUCAGUGACGUACCAGACGACAGCACAGAAUAUAUAGUAUGUAUAAAGCGCCUGGACGAGC
Molecule: messenger RNA, 3003 nt
Organism: Cephus cinctus (wheat stem sawfly)
Lineage: Eukaryota; Metazoa; Arthropoda; Insecta; Hymenoptera; Cephidae
Exons: 6
Coding region: 1093-1620 (175 amino acids)
Molecular function (GO): calcium ion binding
Source: RefSeq, a predicted model, not a curated record